AUCCAAUUAUUAUUAAAGUAUUGUAGUGGUUAAAGACACGGUAGGAGAAGAAAACUGUGGCCAACUUUCAGUGUGUAAAAUGUAAAUGCCAAUGAGUGAUAGGCUAUAAUUCUCAUCAGUCUCCCACUUGGAGUCCGCAUUACAAAUACUUAUUGACCCUCUAUACUAUCGAAUAAGCACAGUUUCCUGUCUGGAAACUCACUCUUUUGCUUCAGAGAGUCCAGAACCCCAGAAAACACACAAACAUGCAGUUUUUAAUGCGCCUGGAAAGAGAAAAGAGACAAAAUGUACACUGUCCGCUCCUACUCUCAGUCUCUUUCAUUCUUUUCUAAUCUUAGACCUGAACUAUGACAGCUGCUGAAGCCAUUUUUCAUUCCAGAAAUAUCUAUGGAAAAUAUCAUUAGUUUCUUGUCUCAGCUUCUUUUGCAUUGUCAGAGAAGCAAGAGAUCUUUCUAUGCUUUGAUUUCUCUUCUUUUGCUUUGUCUUUUAGCUUACAAUAGUGCUGCUAUAUUCUGUAUCCACGUCCCUUUCCCUGCAAGAAUUCCGCCGGGGCCGGUGAGUUUCGUGCCGGAAAAUGUCACUGGAGAGUCAAGAAUGUAUACUUCGGUGCAGUCUUCAAGAACACUGCCUUCUGCGGUGCUACAGUCAGUGAAAGAAGAGAGCUCGAGCGCAAAAUUCAACACCCGUUUCCCCCUUCUGAGUAAGAACCAAAACCUGGUGGUUUUCACGAACAGAACCUCCAUGCAUCACCAGAAACGAAGGAAAAAGCACUGGCCCCAUGUAAAGAUUCUGGGGUCUGAAGAUACGAAGCUGUUUGAAGCCAGAGUGAUGAGGUUUUUCACACAGAAUUCGUCGGAUUCUUGGUGUAAGUUUCGGUUUUUUAUGACUUGGAUUUCGUCAGUGGAGUCUUUUGGUGAUAGAGAGUUGUGCUCCGUGGAAAGUUUGUUUAAAGCGCAUCCAAAUGGCUGCUUGAUCAUCGUUUCCAGCUCACUGGAUUCAAGAAAGGGGAUGCAAAUUUUCAGACCCUUUUUAGAGAAGGGGUUUAAGGUGACUGCAAUCUCUCCUGACUUCAAUUAUUUGUUCAAGGGCACUGCUGCUCAAGGUUGGUACAACCAGUUAAAGCGUGGAAAUGUGGAUCCUGGAGAGGUUUCUUUAGGCCAAAACCUCUCAAAUUUGCUUCGGAUGGGAUUGCUUUACAGGUUUGGAGGCACUUAUGUAGACACCGAUGUUAUAGUUUUGAAGAGUUUUGUGGGGCUCAGGAAUGUGAUUGGAGCUCAGACUAUCGAUCUUGCUACAGGAAAUUGGAGCAGGUUGAACAACGCUGUGAUGAUCUUCGAUGAGGGUCAUCCACUGCUUCACAAGUUCAUUGAAGAAUUCGCACUCACAUUUGAUGGAAAUAAAUGGGGUCAUAAUGGACCCUACUUGGUUUCAAGAGUAGUUUCAAGGCUGAGUUGGAAAUCUGGAUACAACAUCACAGUGUUGCCGCCUAUGGCGUUUUAUCCAGUGGAUUGGAGUAAAAUCGGAAGCCUUUUUAAGGGACCUCAGAGUUUGAAUCACUCGAAAUGGUUGAUUGCAAAGCUCAGGCAAAUUCAGAGCCAGAGCUUUGCUCUUCAUCUCUGGAACAAACAGAGCAGGCGGCUUAAGGUUGAACACGGAAGUAUCAUUGAAAACAUAAUGUUCAGUUCUCGCGUGAUACCCCAUCAGUCGUCCUUGCAGAAUUCCGAUGAUAGGAAGAGGAUAUUAAAGGUGUGAAUGUUUUUUACUUUAUUUUUUUAAAUGUUAAGUGAUGGAUCAACUCAGUCAACUAGUCAUAGAAAAGUUGACAGAUAAUUCCCUUCUGACAACAUUUUAGAUCAAUUCUUGUCAUACUGGUUCUUGUUUUGUAUGUAUUUGUGGUGUAUGCAUCUGAAUAGCAAAUUGGACAGAGCAGUUGGCAAACAACUUAA
This is a messenger RNA of Sesamum indicum (sesame), 1946 nucleotides long. RefSeq lists its product as uncharacterized. The record is from RefSeq and is a predicted model, not a curated record. Lineage: Eukaryota; Viridiplantae; Streptophyta; Magnoliopsida; Lamiales; Pedaliaceae.